AUGCCACCUAGUCCUUCCCUUGACCAUAUUGCCGACGCUAUACCUAAAAGGAAGGCAAAACCUGGAGAGUCCUGGAAGGGCCAAGAAACCCAAGUUCUCCCAAAUAAUCGCCUUCCCAUUGUUUUCUUUGGGUUCAUGGCAUGCGUGUUUCUGGCAGCGAUGGACCAGACGAUUGUCGCGACUGCAUUGCCUACUAUUGUCGAGGAACUUGGUGACGGCAAUAAUUACAGUUGGGUUGGAAGUGCCUACCUUCUUGCUGCGGCUACCUUGUCACCGUUGUACGGAAAGUUAUCGGAUCUUAUCGGCCGUAAACCCAUUUUGUACUCUUCUAUUGGGACCUUCCUGAUUGGGUCUGCGCUGUGUGGAGCUGCUCAAAACCUCACUUGGCUCAUUAUAUGUCGCGCCGUACAAGGCAUAGGAGGGGGUGGUAUCAUGCAACUGGUAAACAUCACGAUCAGUGACAUAGUUCCCCUGCAGGAACGAGGGAAAUAUGGGGGCUUCAUUGGGUCUACCUGGGGUAUUGCUAGUGUCGUCGGACCUCUCCUUGGUGGUGUCUUCACUGACCAUGUUUCAUGGAGAUGGUGCUUCUGGAUAAAUCUACCCACAGGGGGCGUUGCUGCUCUUGUUUUGUUCUUCUUCCUCAACCUCAACCCUCAUCCAGGACGAUCUCUCCGCGAACAUGUUCGAGAGUUUGAUUUCAUGGGCCUGGCUUUGAUCGUAGCAGGAGUAGUGUGUCUCUUAAUUGGUUUCAACUUCAGUGAAGCGAGCUGGAAAGCUCCGAAAACCAUCGUGUUGAUUGUGCUUGGAGGCGUGCUUCUUGUGUGUGCUGGAAUCUUUGAAGCCUUCACAAAGAGGUCGCCGAUCAUUCCACCGCGUCUAUUCAAGACUCGAACCACAGCGAUCAUCCUUGUAUCGACGUUCCUUCAUGCUCUAUCGUUCUUCUUGCCGGUGUACUUCCAAAUUUUAGGAUCCUCUGCUACCGGUGCCGGAGUGAGGAUGCUUCCCUUCUCCUUGGGCUCCUCCCUCACAUCAGCCAGCAUUGGGUACUUUGUCUCCCGCACCGGGGAAUACCGUCCAGCAAUAUGGAUAUCUUGGGCUGUGUUUACCCUUGGCUACGGGUUAAUGAUCAUGUUGGACAGCUACUCUAAUACCGCUGAGAAAGUCUUGUACCCGCUUAUCGCAGCUUUGGGUCUCGGAACGAUGUUCCAGGUCCCGAUGAUCGCUCUACAGGCAGCGAUGCCUCUCAAGGAUAUGGCGACUAGUACGGCGACAUAUGGGUUCAUCAGGACGUUAGGCGGAACCGUUGGCGUUUCUGUUGGACAGGUCAUUUUUUCAAGUACGCUUACGAAGCGGCUGGCCAAGAUUCCUAACGCGGAUGCUGGCUUGCUUGGUGGAUCUUUGAGUGAAAGUGUACGGCAUUUGAAGGACAUAGCAGAUGCACAGCUACGGACAGACAUCAUCCAAGCUUACGCGCGUUCUAUCAGUUCGAUAUGGCUAGUCCACACCCCGAUCUGUGGUGUAGGCCUGCUGUUAGGUGUGUACAGCUGUUGUUUUUAA
Desarmillaria tabescens is the source of this 1557-nucleotide messenger RNA. Its product is annotated as MFS general substrate transporter. Gene Ontology annotation, molecular function: transmembrane transporter activity. Gene Ontology annotation, biological process: transmembrane transport. The transcript has 21 exons. The record is from RefSeq and is a predicted model, not a curated record. Bases 1 to 1557 code for a protein of 518 amino acids. Lineage: Eukaryota; Fungi; Basidiomycota; Agaricomycetes; Agaricales; Physalacriaceae. Gene Ontology annotation, cellular component: plasma membrane.